Cydia splendana is the source of this 3989-nucleotide messenger RNA. Its product is annotated as protein FAM8A1. The record is from RefSeq and is a predicted model, not a curated record. The transcript is spliced from 4 exons. Bases 130 to 1083 code for a protein of 317 amino acids. Lineage: Eukaryota; Metazoa; Arthropoda; Insecta; Lepidoptera; Tortricidae.
AGUGUCACUCUAUGAUUCUUAUGAUAUUCUUGGACCGAGCUGCCAUCCAAAUCCAUCAAUAAACAAAACUGACGUGUACCUUCAAAACAAUAUUAAACUAAAAUCAUUGAAGUUCAUGAUCUUGUGAAAAUGGCAGAGACUCAAGGACUGCUCGACGACCGCGUACCAGGGGACGCUAAUCCGAUGGGGAAUGGAGAUGCGCCACAGCCACCGCUCUCGGAGGGUGACACUCCUCCGCCGCUUUCUGAGCGGGAGGCUUACUUCGUAGCCCUGCGAGUGUGGAUUCAGCAAGCUCGGAUGUAUCAGAACCUGUCAUCAUGCUUUCCCUACUAUAUGAUGGCUUUUCGAGGCCUUAAUCCUGCUCAGACGAACGUGCCACUUCUUAACAAUAAUUAUCAGUUUCAAGGGCAACAGUUCCCUUUUCAAAUGCCUAAUCUGCCGCGGAAUGCUCCGCCCAACCAGCUACAGCAGGAGACACUUACACCAGCUGAAGUGAUUGCCCGGCACGGGGGCUACGAGUAUGUGAUCCCCGCGCUCUACAAGAGGCUUGCGGCCGAGUUCAUUGACUUCAUGCUGCUCUUCAUCCUCAAACUUAUUGUCACCUUCAUAGCUGUAGAUAUGUUUGAGUUGAUAGAUUUGGAUAAAUUCGACAUCAUCAAAUUCACGGAACACUACGAUGACUACAAAUAUGCAAUGGAGUUAACAUCAGAAAUACUGUUUCUAGAAGUCAUUUACAGGGUGCUGGUUUGCAUAUUUGAGGCAUUCUGUCUCUGCGGCAGCGUCGGCCGCACGGGCGGGGCCACGCCCGGCAAGGCCCUCCUCGGCCUCCGCGUCGUCACGGCCUCCGCCGUCAUCCCAGUAGAAGGCCGGCCGCGGGAAACCGUCCUCCUCUACCCGGGCCGGCCUCUCUCCUUCCUGCUCGCACUCGUCAGAUCUCUUAUGAAGAACUUUCUGAUCUCUCUCCUUUUUCCGCUCUGUGUUGUCUUGUUUGUGUUUAGACAUAAUCGUACGGGCUACGAUUUGCUGUGUGGAGUGAUUGUGGUUGAGGAGAACAUGUUUCCUAGGAGGCGGCAUGCACCGUAAAGAAAGUUCUUUUUGCAGGUUGAGUAUUAAAACGAUUAAGCGCCAUUACACACGGCACACACUCAAGAAUGAAAUCGGGUAACUUUGUGUGUGGAAACUAACCUAAGUGUCCUAUUUAUAUUACUUUUGAGUGUAUAAUCAAAGGAAUAAGAAAAGUUAAAACCAAAAGUGCAACAAUAUGGAUGUCGGAGCUAAUGUUUUGUUUCAUAAGAACGUAUAGAAACGUAUUAAAAUACUUUUACAGUACUUUUCAAAAGCUGCAACAGGAAUAUUGUAUUUUACCAAUUCACGCAAAAUAGGCGCAGGACGUCGAGUUGCGGAAAAUCGCCCGUACUACAAUACAAUACAAUACAAUUCUAUUUUACCAAAGGCUUAAUCGUUAGUAAACUAAAUAAAAUUGUCUAGAUUGCCACAAACAAAUAUUCAUUUUGUUAUUCGUUACAUAACGUUCUUUUUUUGUCGCGCAAGAAACUUGCGAUAAAGUAAAAAAUAUGUACCUAAAUAAUUAUUCGCUGGCUGAUCACAUAAUAUAUAGAACUUUUUCGAGACAUAACAUCCGCUCGCAAAGAAAACCCAGUUAAUUGCUAACCGCUUCUCGUCGGUGAUACAACAUAUCUCAAAUCAGUUAGAACCCGCUUUUUUAAAUUGAGUAUCAAAAGGUGAUUAUUAUUUGGUUUUCGUUCCUGUUGGACGAUAUUCAUUUAAUUUAACUUGUAGUUUUUGGUUCAGGAACGGUGUUAACAUUAAAUUACCUACUGUUUCCACAAAAGCGGUGGACGAGUUAGUGUAAAUGCGCCUUUAUUAGUCUACUUUUUCUUGGUGCUCUGAGCCUACCGCGAACCACAUUCGACGUGUUGCCUCCCUGUCACACUUACGAAUUUACAAGUGCGACAGACACGCAACACGUGGUUCACGGUAGGUCCUCUGUAUACCUGUAAUGGUGGUCGCGCUUUUAUGGUCUGUCAUCGUGGCCGUCACGUAUGACACGACAUCUAUAAAAUCCAUUGACGUAUUAUAUGUAAGGACUGGCCUUACGGGCACUAAAAAUGGUGCGGCGUCACUCACGAAUUCGAGCCAAUCGUGCACCCUAACGCAACUAUACCUACGUCAAUGGUAAAAUCACAGGGGGCUGCCCCCUCCCUACUGAUUUUAUUAGUGUUGUAUGGUUUGUUCAAUUUAUGGUUCAAGAGUAUUUAAGCUAGGUUAAACAAAUUUUUUGAUUGCAAGUUUUGGAACUCAGUGUGUAAAAAAUAUAUUAUGAAUACGAAUUAAUGUUACCGAAUUAGGUUAAGAUGUGGCAAAUCUACAGUUUUCCUUAUUGAUGUUAAAUUUAUUUUUGCGAAAAAUAUUAUUUUUGUCUGAAAUAAGGAUUUAUUUUUGUGAUAUAAUUCUGUAAAUUUCUAAAUUUCCUAGGGCACGUUUAUAUUUGAAAUGGCGUACAGACUGAGAGAUUUGUUCUCUAACAAAUGACUCGCCGCGAGCCGCAAAAGGGCUUAUUACUUGUACACAGUAGCCGGGCACUUUUUGUAUGGAGGCCGACCGGCUCUCCGACCGCUAAACUGUUGAAUGUGAACGUGCCCUUAUAUUAUUUUUGUACGCUAUUAAACUUUUUGCCAAAAUAAUUUAAGUACCUAUUUAAAAAUAAUAUAUUGUUUUAAAAUGAGUUUAUUUUGUGAUUGAUAUUAAUGGAGUUUAAAAAAUGUACAUAGUUUAAGACUUUCGUCACCUUUAAAAUUAAUUCCAUUAUUAAGUAUCUAAUAAAAAGUUCCGUGCAAAACAUAUUAAAAAUAUAUUUCUUACGGGUAACUCCCGUAAUUUAGGUCGAAUUUCGCUAGAAAUGUAUCGAUCCGUGCUUUAUUGAUCCUAGUAACCCUCAUAACUGGUGUCGAGCGAAAUUAGACCUAACUUACACAUUGAGUUAUUAUUACUAUAGAGAAGCCAUACUGAAAUAGUCGCAAUCGCAAACUGUAUCACGAGACCAAAACGUCGUAAGCGCCGUGAAAUCCGUGGCGCUUACUCGUUUAGGGCUUAUGCUCCAAUUCCAUAGUUGUCGGCCGUCAACAACUCAUGGCGCAAAAUACUGGGGGCUUACCGCGAAAACCGAAAUUCGCGAAUUGCGGGGAUCUUUCUCCUUUACUCCAAUGAAGGCGUAAUUAGAGUGACAGAGAAAGAUGCCCGCAUUUUGAGAACUUCAAUUUUCGCGGUUAUAGCCCUGGUUCUCUGUGCCGGUUCUAUACGUAGUAAUAAUAGUUCAAUGAACUUACGCGAGUUGCCUUAAAUAAAUACAUUUUUAAUACGUACAAUAUUUUUUGAUUACAUUAUUUAAAAAUGAUUAGCGUUAUAAGUUGAUUUCAGUUAUUACAGUUUUGUUCCCUUGUUCCUGCUUUAUUUAUUUAAUCUUUAUUGCACAUAAGAAAACCCACUGUACAAAAGGCGAACUUAAUGCCAUAAGGCUGCUUUAGCUAUUAACAGAGACAAGUAAGUGACAGACUGUUAAUAUUUUUUAACAGGUGAUCGACAGUCUUAAUUCCUUGUUUGUCUCUGCUAUCAAUAAACAAAUAUUGUAGUAGGUGCCAUGCUUGUGCUUUGUGUGAUCAAAAAUCUCAAAGUACACAAUUGUGACUUUAUGACAAGCUGAUUUUUGCACGCACACAUGCCAGUUCGGGAAAAUCGGUAUGCUAUGGAAUCACAGUUUUCUCUUAGCGACCGUUGCUUAUUUUUCAACUCUGUGAAAGUGUUUGUGUAUAAUAAUAUUCAUAAUAUAUCAUCCUUAUAAUAUGUGGUUCAAUCCGUUUAAUGUGUACCUAUCUAAAUCAAUUGAUAGAUAAAUCGAAGAAAACCUUAAUUAGGUACAUCUUUGCUUUAGAUAGACUUUAUUUUGUUUUCUUUUGAGAAAUAAAAAAUAU